AUGAGAUUCGACAAUCUGUUAAUAACAGUCUGUCUAUCUAUUUAUCUAUCUACCUCACGCUCUUUAUAUCUAUCUAUCUAUCUGUCUAUAUAUCUAUCUCAGUCUGUUUAUAACUGUCUGUCUGUCUAUCUUUUUAUCUAUCUACCUCACUAUCUAUCUAUCUAUCUAUCUAUCUAUCUAUCUAUCUAUCUAUCUCACUCUGUUCAUAUCUAUCUAUCUAUGUCACUUUGUUUAUAUAUGUCUGUCUAUCUAUCUCAGUCUGUUUAUAAAUAUCUGUCUGUCUAUCUUUUUAUCUAUCUACCUUACUCACUUUAUAUCUAUCGAUCUAUCUAUCUAUCUAUCUAUCUAUCUAUGUCACUCUGUUCAUAUCUAUCUAUCUAUGUCACUUUGUUUAUAUAUGUCUGUCUGUCUAUCUAUCUAUCUAUCUAUCUAUCUAUCUAUCUCAGUCUGUUCAUAAAUAUCUGUCUGUCUAUCUUUUUAUCUAUCUACCUCACUCUCUCUAUAUCUAUCUAUCUAUCUAUCUAUCUAUGUCAGUCUGUUUGCAUCUAUCUAUUUUAA
Molecule: messenger RNA, 558 nt
Organism: Acanthosepion pharaonis
Lineage: Eukaryota; Metazoa; Mollusca; Cephalopoda; Sepiida; Sepiidae
Source: the annotation of a GenBank genome assembly